This is a messenger RNA of Osmerus eperlanus (European smelt), 4655 nucleotides long. It is a transcript of the gene ccdc92ba, whose product is annotated as coiled-coil domain containing 92Ba. The transcript is spliced from 4 exons. Bases 624 to 1526 code for a protein of 300 amino acids. Lineage: Eukaryota; Metazoa; Chordata; Actinopteri; Osmeriformes; Osmeridae. The record is from RefSeq and is a predicted model, not a curated record.
UCUCCAUCUCUUCUGACUGAAUCGCUAUUGAUCCUGCACAUAGAAGGCAAGUCGUACGGUUUGGCCAAUUCUUUAGCUGCAUUGCUGAGUCUUGUCAUACCAUCAUCUCACGUGUUCCGGUCACAAUGUCUUGUUUUCAUCAGACCACAGUAGCCUUCUGUAUCAGCUCAGUCGCGAGGGACAUGGGGGAUGAGUCCAUGGAUGCGCCUGUCGAGAUAGGCUCUAUUUCUAUCAGCUCAAUGAGAGAACCAUCAUUUUUAUAUUGACCUUCCUCCAAAUGCAGGCUCUCUGGGUUAUAAUACUGAUUGACGCAGCGAAGUGGCGCGGAUGAAAAAAAAGAAAGAGGUUUCCUUCUCCCUUGAAAAACCGAAGUGAAAAAGAUUACGUCGCUGAUUUCAUCUCUCUUUAAACAUAAGAUACGAUAUAUUUUGUUUAAUUUAGUUCUCAGUAACGUAAUCCUGGGCAAAUUAUAUUGAAGCGACCGAUGCCUGAAUGAGAAUCGCAACCAAUUAUUGACAAUGCAUGGGUCGAGGGGCUUGUUUUUAAAGCUUGUGAAUCAUAAAUCUUAAUUUUUGGUUGACUCCGUUGCACGAUCAUCUUUACAGCACGGAGCGUGGGUUGUCAUGGAUACAGACUCCCUGCCCAUGCAGGUGGAGAGGGUGGAGAGGAGCAUCGUCUUCCUGAGACAAGAACACAUGACCUUGCUGCAUGGACUACACCUGGAGAUCCUGUCCCUGCAGAAACGAUGUACUGAGCUGACGUGCGAGGUGAAUGUGAAGCCUCCAGGCAGGUCUCAAGUGGAGCUGCAGGAGGAGGAGGAGCUUCUGGAGGCGCGCUGUAAGGAGGCGGAGGGUCGCCUGGCCGAGCGCCAAUGCACUCUAGGAGAGUUGCGGAAGGAGCUAACCCACAAAGCCGGGCUGGUGGGCGCCCUGCGCUCCAACCUCAAAGACAAGGAGCGCCACUUCCUGGAAGAGCUCAAACGCCGCAGCCACCAAUCAACGGUCCUCAACACAGACCUCCGGAAGCAGACGGAGGCGGCGGCCUACCUGUCCUUCCAGCUCCAUGCUGCCAGGCAGAAGUUACAUCACCAGAGGCUGCAGCAAAGGCAGAACCUCAUCCGCGCCAAUAGUCAGGGGUCGCACCACACACCUGAGCGGAACACCUUGACCCCUCAGUUGCCCUCUGCAGCCCCCGCUGGCUCCCCGGUGGUGAAACCCAAGCGCCGGAGUGGUCGGUCCUUGUCGGGCCACGUUCGAGUGGAACGCUCUAGGGAGUGUGUCCCUCAAGAGCGGGUGAUGGGCCCUGCGGAGCCUACAGCUAUGCCUGACCCUGCCCUAUUCCUCCAUCCUCGCAAGCAUAGAGCCAAGGCACGCCACCACUCGCUGGCUCAUAGACAGCCCUUACUGGACGUAGGGAGGGAGGAAGAGGAAGGGAAAGGAAGUGGGGAGGGGCGUAUUGAGUCACAGGAAGACGCACAGAUACUGGUAGCCACAGCGCCCCCUGCUGCUGAGACCAAGGCUAAAUAGCCCCACUGUGACCAGGCCUUUAAAAUGCAACAUUAUAAUCUUGAAACAAAUAAUUGUAUUUAGUUUAAUGCUGUUAACUAUUGUCUUGCACCUUGAUUGAAUUAAUACUGAGAUGGGUAAUUAAAUCCUUGAUUAUAAUCCUUUUGCGGCACUACAUAUUGCUAUGUUGGACAUUUGUCAAUGCUUCUCAAUUUUGAAAUAAUCCAGUCGAAGAAGUACCUUUAUGACAAAAUUAAAUAUAACCACUUGUCAUUGCUGAGCAUAAUCUGAUGACACUAACAUUGCUCUAUAUACUAUUUUUGAGGUUGUUUUGACCUCUGACCUGUAUAGCAGUGAUGGACUUCCUGCAUGGCUCUUGGCCAUGUCUUUUUAGGAAACACCAAAAAUCACCUCUGUUAGUAUGUUUUUUGUUUAUGUGAUUUCUAGUUUGCUGACCAGCGGCUGGGAAACACUUUGUGUAUACUCUGUGUGUAUUCGAUGUGAACAGUAGAGAUUUCUAAAAUCUCCCUCCCCUUCUCUUGUCAAGAUCUUAUGUAUGACUGUAUAUGCCCUUGAAGUUCAGUCAUGCCCUCACAACCCAUCAUGAAUCCUGUGUUGUUUACUUUGUCACAGUACAAGUAGCCAACUACAAGCACUCUCUUACAAUGGUUUUAAAUAUGGCCUCACAUGUAAGUACUUAUGGGUAUUUAUGUAAUGUGCCUCUGUGCUGUAGUAUUUUAUAUCCUUGGAUAACCAAACUUAACUUCUCUUUUGACAACCCACAAUUAGUAUCUCAUAUCUGCGCCACAGAAAAUGUUUUCAGACACAAAUGGGCUAUCUAUUCUGGGUUUAAUGUUUUGUCGUCAAAGGAUAUGUCUACAUGGUACUGCAUUUAGACCAGCUGAAUACAUGUUUCUCAGGCGUUCUUUGUGGACUGCACAGGGAGAAGAUUUGUUUGUAUUCUUUCAUAACCAAUGGUGUGUUGAGGAUUUUUUGCCUCAGGGAAAAGGGACAAAGAGGAAAAUAGUUUAUUUGGAUUUUCAAGGACUGUAAGUGUUUUUUAAAGUGAGUUAAUGACGGUGAUAGGGAAGGAGAGAAAGGAAAAUCAUCAUAGGUAUCCUCUGGUUUGAUCUUAUCAUAAUUCAAAAUGUACGUUUUUUAUGAAUGUGGGUUUUGUUGAGCAUAUCAUCUGUGAAUAUGUAUCCUAGGAUAUAGUUUGUAGGGAGCUAAGUUUACAGUGUUUCAGAAUUGCCAUCUCGUGGCAUUGAUUUGCACAUGUUGACCCCUAGUGGUGAGGUGAGGUAAUAGCAAUUAGUAUUCAACAAUGUAUGCACUGAGAUUGCAUUUUGUGUUGAUGGCGUUUGAUUCUCAGAGUAUAGGAGUUUUCUUUUGUUACACAGUUAGAAGUUUUGCCUGCUUAGAGACAUUCAUAGUAAAGAAACUUCUAUAAUAGAACCAUCAAAAAAUGCACCUGUCCAUUGUUUGGCCAUACAGGUCCAUACUAAUAACAUAAUCACCACAUUACACUGAGUAAUUUAUUUGUAUAUUUUUUUUUUUUUACAAUUGUUCACAUUCAAUCUUGAAUUGGAAAUAUUAUUUUUUAGAGCUGGCAUAACUUGAGUACCAAAUGAGUCAGUAUGAUGUCCUUAUGUUUUUGUGUCGUUUGAACCGUAGCCUAUAUCUUUGGUGAGCAAUAUAUACAUUAAACCUUAUAUCAAUGUACUUUCAAAGUAUAAUAGCCCCAUGUAUCUGGGCAAUUAAUUUAAAACAUUUCAAAUUAACAUAUUUGAAGGACAUUUUUUAGGAUUGUUAACUUUAAUAUUUUUUGCAAUUGCUUAGCAUAAUAUUUUUAUGGAUUGUUUAAGAAAAACUUGAUAUAUUAUGUUUAAUGCCAGAAAACGUUAUGUAUUUUCUUCAAGGUAAUCAUAAUGUUUUGAGUAGCAUCAAGUUGGAAGGACCUUGUAAUUAUAACCAUGUCCAUGUAUCCAAGUUAAUUUAAAGAGGUGAUGCCAAUAUCUAAGCCUCUGUAGUGGCAUUUCACUUUUACCCAGCAAGCCAUUAAUCCCUUAGCUUUUGAUAACAUGAUUCACUCUUCCUGGUGGUGGGACCUGCAAUUUGACUGUUAAUCUUUUUUUUUCUUUAGACAAUAUAUUAUAUCUGCUGGGUAUUUGAGGUUGUAGUGAUGUGUACCGUAUUUUGCCACGGCCUGCCACAUCCAAAAAGGACAUUCUCUUUUAACUUCAUUUUCUCACUGGGAGUUAAUCUACUUAUAUUUAAACAAUUUCACAGAUGUUGAUCUGGUCUGAGGGAGGACUUCAGAUAAUGAGCCAAAGAGGCUAACCACAAACUGAGUUGAAUGGUUUUAUGUCCUAGCCCUGUAAGACCCGAUUUAAAAUUUCAACAUCACCUUUAGCUCUCCAAAAUACACAUUUGCAAAUAAGAUUUUUUUUUAACAACCACAUUUACAUAACCAAUGGGUCCUAUUGUCUUGCCUUGCAAAGCCAUUGGAUAAAUUUGGUCUUAAAAAAAAAAGAAAUGAGCAAUUAAAGAGCUAAAUUUGACGUCGUAAUUUUACAACAAGGGGUCUUACAGGGUUAAAGAUGAUUGAUGAGAUUAUUUUUCCUGUGCAUAUGAAUAACUAGAAGUGUUCUAUAUCUCACAUGCUUCGCUAUUCCACAUUUCCAAAAUACAUUCUCUUGAUCUACCUGCAUGAUUGAAAUAACCAGGGAAGUCCAUUGUUUUACUCCAUCAUCACGAAGAAUACAUAUAUUUUGUUUUGCUUCAAAGUUUAGCCUUUUGUAUCCUUAGUCAAUCUUGGUUGAGCUCAAUGAGAUGGGUGGAAUUGUGCACGAUGUGAUGCAACUCAGAACUUUUGUCUUUGGCAGCAUAUUGCAUUCUAUCUUGUUUGAAUUUAUCUGUUUUUCAGUUGUUUCUAGCAAUAAUGCAGUAUGGCACAACAGAAGGUUAUGAUGGAUGCAUGGGGUCCUGACUGGGACACACUCGCAUAGGGGAGAACAGACAGGACAUUUAGUUUUCUGGUUGGACAAACUCUAUUAGUCUGUCUUUAUUUACCGCAUAUACUGUGUUAUCUUACGACAGUAGAGCUUAAAGCUGUACAUUUUAUUCCAAUAAAAUUGAGCAAUGGCUAGA